This is a messenger RNA of Cucurbitaria berberidis CBS 394.84, 651 nucleotides long. RefSeq lists its product as uncharacterized. The transcript has a single exon. NCBI's taxonomy places the organism in Eukaryota, Fungi, Ascomycota, Dothideomycetes, Pleosporales, Cucurbitariaceae. The coding region runs from base 1 to 651 and encodes 216 amino acids. The record is from RefSeq and is a predicted model, not a curated record.
AUGAAUCGUUUUGAAGACAUGUCUCCCAAUCUGGUAUCAAUCCAACUUGCCGCCGGCCAUGCGCCACCAACCCCACCACACGAAGACCCAUUAGACGACAUAUAUGGCUCUGCGCCCUCGUCGCCAGUCCAUUUGUCGCAUGACCCGCUCGACUUGAACGCCCCUCGCGAUCGCCCUCACGAGAUUCUCUCCGAUCUUCCCUCCCGCCAACGCGCACUCGACACAGACGCGUACCGCGAAGGCCUCGGAAACAGCAAAGGCCAAUUCGUACAAGAAGGCUUCGACGAAGGCUACUCUCUCGGCGCAAACCUCGGAUUACGUGUUGGCUACAUACUCGGGGUUUUGCACGGCUUCGUCGCCGCCUUGAGAGGGCACGACGAGCAGUCACGCAACGAAGUGAAAGAGAUGUACGAGGCUGCACAGAGGGAACUGGCGAUACAGGAGCUGCUCAGUCAAACAUGGGUGGAUGAAGAGGGCAUUUGGAAGUGGGAGGUCAGAGGGAAGGAGGAGGACCCUACGUUGAGGGAGGUUUCAGAACAACAUCCUCUCGUGAAAAAGUGGAUGGGGAAUGUGGAUGAAUUAGCAGUGAGAUGGGGUGUUGACUUGAAGGCUGUGGAGAAGAGCCAGGCACUGCAAGAGGAGCAGUCAUGA